AAAAAAAUAUAUAUAUAUGUAUGAUUAAUCGUUAUUUUUUUCUACAUUCUGCGUUUUAUCUAUUUUAACGGCGCCGAUUAUUGUUGACCGUGUUGUCUAUAAUGGUGUGCUGUUCACAAUAACGCUCUUUGUACUCGCCUGCUUUUGUUUACCAGCCCCCCUGGCGUGUCGUCCCGAUUUCCUCCUCCGUUCAAAACGUCACCGCUUGAAUCGCUUCGAGUGCAUUUCGUUACGGUCGACCGUCGACCAGUACCAGUCCAUUCUGUAGCUGUCACUGUACGUCUGUUUCCGCGUCCGUCGGCCAUUACUAACGCGCAUAUAUCAAGAUGAGUAUUAAAUUGUUUGCAAUCUGUGUGACAACUGUCCUCUGUGUAGGAUAUGUUGCUGGUGAAUAUUGUUACAAUGAUGUUAUUGGCGCUUGCAGCCCAGUUGGAGGAGAAGUCCAAAACUGUAAUUCAAGAUAUGGAGCUUUUAAGGGUGAUGAACUAUUGGUAAAUGUACAAAGCUAUGCCAACACACAUAUUUUGCGUAGUUUUCAAUUCUUGCUAAUGUCUUCUCACUUUGGUAAUUUUGAAAAGAACCGUGGUGGUUUUGAAAAACUUUACAGACAAUUGUCUGAUAAAACAUGGGAACAAGCAAUUGAUCUUGUUAAGUUUAUUGGUAAACGAGGAGGACACAUGAACUUCCGCUUACGCAAAGAUGAGAAGAAUGAAAAACAAAUUGAUUUUGAAAUGUAUGAAUUGGGAAGUAUGGCAAGAGCUUUGGAUAUGCAAAAAGGUUUAGCUGAAGAGGCUCAUUUCAUUCAUGCUGAAGUCACACGCAGAAAAGAACAUGAUCCUGAGGUCGCAUCAUACUUGGAGAAUAACUUCGUACAUCAACAUUCUGAAAUCAUAAGACAAUUGUCUGGUCACACCAAUGAUUUGAAGCAUUUGAUUGCCAAUCAACCUGAUCCAAGCUUGUCUCUUUAUCUCUUUGAUGAAUACUUACAAAAAUCUUUAUAAAAUAAUUACAUGACUAUGUUACGUAUGCCAUUUAUUAUUCAACAAAACUUUAUCAUUAUACWUUUAAUCCCAAUAUUGUUUAGAACAAAACAAAGCAAAUAAAAUAUAAUUCUAGUAAUUAAGGAAAGUA
This is a messenger RNA of Diuraphis noxia (Russian wheat aphid), 1131 nucleotides long. RefSeq names its product ferritin 2 light chain (gene Fer2LCH). Gene Ontology annotation, molecular function: ferrous iron binding; ferric iron binding. Lineage: Eukaryota; Metazoa; Arthropoda; Insecta; Hemiptera; Aphididae. The record is from RefSeq and is a predicted model, not a curated record. Gene Ontology annotation, biological process: intracellular iron ion homeostasis; iron ion transport. Gene Ontology annotation, cellular component: cytoplasm.